AUUUGUAGGUCAUAAUUCUCAAUUCCAUUGACCCAAUAUCGUUUUUCCGAGUUAGCGUUAAAUAGAUUGAUUUCUAUACGCUUGCUUGGUAGUGAGAUUACGGUUCAUUCAAAUAGAUCAAAUGGUUGGAAGCUCUUUUGAUGGUAUUCCAUUACGUCUAACAGUAGCUUAUCAGGGAAUUCAUCAAAAUAAUGUUACAAGUUGCAGCUUUUCUAAAUGCGGUCGGUUCUUUGCCUUUGUCGAUGAACCAAGAAUUGUUUUGGGUUACUGGGUUAAUGAUCUCAUUUCAACUUGCUUAGAUGAAAAUAACUUCAGAGCAUCCCUGUCUCUUCACUGUCAUACCUCAAGUUUACUGUCAGACGAAGUUGCUAGCAAUGGUGAAUCAAUAAAUUCUGAUACAAAUGAUACCAAUACUAAUUGGCAGUCAUUAACAUCGGAAUUGUUAAGUGGUGAUUCAUCACCUGUACAUAUGAAGCCAAUAUUUCGGAUAAAAACUAACGGAGAUGUAGUUUGUAUGACAUUUGCUAUUGGAAAUAGCACCUUUUGUCGAUUACCACAUCGUGCUCAUAAACGCAGAUCAUCUGUUGUUCGUGAUUCUCAGGUUUCUCUAUUACUGUUGGGUUUAGCUUCUGGUGUGAUUGAAGUUUAUAACGUCUGUGGCCUAAUAUCUAGUUCACCACAUGUCCCUAAAUAUGUUCUUACGGACAACUGUACUCUUGUAUAUCUACUGUCAGUAACUGUUGAUGGAAGUCUUCGUGUAGGUUCUGUACAUCAUGGUGGUGAAGUAAGAUUAUGGGAUUUAUGGGAUGAUGGGAAUAUGUAUGGAAAAUUACGACAUAAGUUCACCAUCCCAACAAGCUGUACUGCUACUACUAAUAAUCAGUCACCUGGUGAAAUUCAAGGUGAAGCAUGUACUUUUGCUUGGCAUCCUCAUGGUAAACAUAUAUUUUUGGCGGGGGAACGUGGUCAUGCUGUCGUGCUUGAAGCAGAGUCUCCUUUUUCUCGAAUUGCUUACAUUAGGUCUGGUCAUUAUCAUCGUAUAUCUGUUGCUAAUUAUUCUAAAGAUGGAAGUCUAUUGAUUACUGCUUCAUAUGAUUCAUGUUGUGCUGUAUGGUCUGUGCCUGAAUACCAGUGUUUACAUCGUUUCUGGCAUAUGGGUCGUGAGCCUAGUAUUCCCCUUCGUGGCGGAUCAAAUGGUCAUCAUAUUUAUGGUUUAGUUAUAUCUCCUGACGAUUUUUAUUUUGUCACAAUUUGUGAAGAUAGAUGCAUUCGUUUAUGGCCAUUAGCUCCUGUUAAUUCUCCAUUGAAGAUCUAUUUUGAGCUAGCUCUUCAAUCUCAUUCUGGGUUGAAAUUUCGUAGUCUUGCAUUUAGUUCAUGUGGUCGUCUUAUUGCUGUUACGUAAGUCCUAAAUUGUAUUUCUUUAUUUGUUAAAAGUUUACAUUCAUCCUGAAUUCUUUCCAACGAAUAUAUUAUCCAAAACUGUACAGCAGAUAUGUAAACAAAAAGUGUGUCAUAUGAGAUAAGACACAAAAUAAUCGAACAAGGAAUAUUCUUUUCGAUAAUUUCCUCUUCUGGCUCUACAAUUAAAUAUGUUUAUAUACAUAGAAUACUCUAGAUUAGUAGUCAAUAACAAUGUUAGUUUUUUAAAAUAAUAUCGAUUUGUAAAGUAAGAUCAAUGGAAUUACAGUUUAUUAUUUGGGCUACCGAUAUCCAUGCUGAAAAUUACAUACUUGUACCAAAAAUACAGUGUGGAAUCAAGCUGUAAAUCAAAAAAAAAAAAUAAAUUAAAAAAAUUAAAAAAAAUUAUUAAAGACGCAUAAAUCAUAACAAUAAUAAUAAAAGUAUAAUAGCAAAUAGAAUAUCAACUAAAAUUAGGAAAAUUCCACAAAAUUCAGGAUCAUUCAAACCUAGAUGGCCAAGUGGGUGGGGAUAAUGUCUGAUCUAACUUCUUUUAGACGCAUAAAUUAGGCUUGUUAAUAUGGAUCCCAACAUUCGGCCUCAGCAAUAUUUAGUAGUCGAACUGUCAAGGCGAAAUUGAGAUUUGUUGGUAUGCGGUAGAUGACCGUGAAAACAUGCUUAACUUCAAUCUUGUGUUCUGUUGUAUCCACAAGGUGAGAUAGAAUGGUGCUUCGAAUAGAUUUUAUUUACUUAACCACAAUGCAGGGCAAUGUUCGGAAAUUCGAUGAGAAAGACGCGUAAUUGUACAGGCUAUGUAACUGUCUCCAGAGGAGCAGUUGAAUUGGUAGAUACACAUAGAAGAGGCAAAAUUAAGCAGUUUGUCUUUUACUCCCGAACGCAAAAUAAAGGUGGUUUUGGCGACACAGAGUAAUUCGGCAGCAGCGAAUGCCCUUUUUACCUCAUUUCUAAGGCGCUGUUUUAGUAUCUCUCUGAUGUUAUCUCCCGAGGAACUUCAUUUGUAAGAAAAAGGCCUUUUAGGAACUGUUGGAACCUUGGGCUGCUUUGAUUUUAGAUUAAUAUUCUAAUCAAUAAACUUUUCUGGAUAACCGUUUUCAUUCAGCAACCGUUUAAUAUUAUUAAGUUCCUCAUCAAGAUAUUCAUCCGAGCAGAUUGCUCUUGUUCUGUGAAUCAAGCACUUUAUCAGAUUACGAUUGUAUUUUAAGGGCACGAAGCUGAAAAAAUGAGUAUGUCGAUGCGUUAAUAUAGGUUUUCUAUAAACACUUCUUCAUAUUGUUCCAUCCUCUUUUCUGGUCAUAAGGACGUCUAAAAAUGAAAUACUGGUGUGUUUUUCUUUCUCAAUAGUAAAAUUUAUUGUAGAAUGAACCUCGUUAAAUUUAUCCAGGAUGUUCUUUGCUUCAUCCUCAUUUUCCAUAAUCAAAAGUGUAUCAUCCAUGUACCGACAAUAGAAUUCAUAGUUCAUCAAGAACAUCCUUCUAAGGCCCAUUUUCUAGUUUCGCGAGGAAAGUGUAGGGUAGAAUGGGUCCUAGUGGUGACCCCAUUGUCACACAAUCAAUUUGUCUUAUUAAAUAAAAAGGGAACAUUCAUUGUACAUUUCAAGAGAAGCUCUUUUAUAAAAGAUAUAGGAACGCCACUAUCGAUGUUUCCUCCUAUGAGUUCUUCGCAUACUACUAUUCUAGAAUAUUCUGUGUAUAUAAACAUAUGCAUAUAAUUGUAGUGCCAGAAGAGGAAAUUAUCGAAAAGGAUAUUCUUUGCUCAAUUAUUUUGUGUUUUAUAGAUGUCUGAAUGAAUAUUUUCGCUAUAUAUGAUAAGGUUGUUGCUGUUGUUAUUGUUGAUCUCAAAGAUACUUUACCCUUAUUCAAUAGCUGUCAUUCAUCCUUUAAAGCACUCAAAUUUUUUUUAUAAAUUCUAUGUGUUCCGAGUGCAACCAAGGGCUUUAAACUUCAACUUUGAAGUUUUAUUAGCGGUUGGGGCAUUUUUACGGGGUGGUUUGCUAGCGUCACGCCCAGUCUUCCUUCUUUACCCUGGUUGCUACCAUCUAAUCGAGGUUGAAGAGUACGUUGGCCGGGAUCUUAUGCAUGAUUGGAGACCAUCCUACCACUGAACCACUGAUGCAGGUUUAGGUGUUGUUCCUUUCCUUGAUAUGUUGUUUCUUAGAAGAUGUAGUGUGAUGGAUCUCUUUAAAGAACCGUUUAUCACUGAAAACAUUCACAGAACGGACUAUUGACCAAUUUCUACAGUUGGAUGCUUGUCUGUCGGAAAACAAACCUUAUCCAUUCCCUCCGUUAUAUAAGGUAAAAGGAGUGUCUGUAGUUCAAACUGUGUUGACACAGAUCUUUCUUUCUUAAUAUUGAGGCUUGCUAAAAAUGCAUUUCCAAACCAUAGUAUCAAAAAAAAACACACGGAGGAAAAGCAUUCCAAACUGGUUCUACUUACUUAGUGAUUGUAUUGAUUUCUUACACCUUUAUGUGUGCCUCGGUGGUUCAGUGAUAGAUUCCAUUAUGGGUAUAUUUUUGUUUUUGAUAAAGUCUCACAGUGUUAUACAGUAAUGUUUACUGAUGACGUUUCGAGCACAAUUUAUUGCUCAUAAUCAUAUCAAGGUGAUAGAUUGCUCUCCAACCAUGUACUUUGUCCAGGGUUAAAUUUCCGGCCGACCCAAUCCUAAUACCGUCAUCUAGUUUACUGACCGGCACUGAAUCCAGAAAAGAAGGAAGGUUGAGCGUGAGGUUAUCAACUCCACGCCGUGAAAAACAACACCAUCUCAACUGCAACUUCACAGC
Molecule: messenger RNA, 4196 nt
Organism: Trichobilharzia regenti
Lineage: Eukaryota; Metazoa; Platyhelminthes; Trematoda; Strigeidida; Schistosomatidae
Source: the annotation of a GenBank genome assembly